UAUAGGCGCCUAAUACAUCAAGCAUAGUAGAUAUUAUUCUUGCAAUAUAAAGAACACAUGAUGUUCACUAACUUGGCAAUGGGAAAACUCCAUCAAAAUUCCACUUUCAGAAGUCUUUUUUCAAGAUCAGUUCUUCGGCCCUGCAAAUCAAUCUUCCCCCCUAGUACAGCCAUGGAUUACCCCAAAAAUCGAGUCAUAAUUGAUCAUCGUCACCAUAUUAUGUACAUGAUUUUGUUGUUUGGUUUACUUCUUAUCUCCGUUAUCUUGACUUCUCCAAACAACACCCCUUUUUUCCCUUUGCAACUCUCACUCUUUAGCCCCUCAAAACAGUUACAUGAGACAGUAAAUAAAGAUGAUCUUGAACGAGCAUUGGCCGGAGCGUCAACAGAGAACAAGACGGUAAUAAUAACUGUUGUAAAUAAAGCAUACGUAGAGGGAGAUAAGCCAAUGUUAGAUCUAUUCUUGGAUGGUUUUUGGCAUGGAGAAGGCACUAGGGAAUUAGUGAAUCACUUGUUGAUUGUUACCAUGGAUCAAACCUCUUAUGAACGGUGUAAAUUCCUACAUCUUCAUUGUUACAAGCUCGAAACGGACGGUGUGGAUUUUGGUGGAGAAAAGUUGUUUAUGUCUGAAGAUUUUAUCAAAAUGAUGUGGAGAAGAACCUUGUUCUUGGGUGAUGUUCUUAAGCGAGGUUACAACUUCGUCUUCACGGACACUGAUGUGCUAUGGCUUAGAAAUCCAUUUCCUAACUUGUACUCAAAUCAAAGCAUAGACCUUCAAGUCAGUACAGACAAGUUCAAUGGAAGCCAAUGGUCUGAAGAAAACCCAAUAAACACAGGCUUCUACAUGAUCAAAUCAAACAUCAAAACCAUUGCCUUGUUGGAUGCUUGGUAUGCUGGAAAACACAACGCCACGGGGUGGAAAGAACAAGAUGUUUUGAUCAAGUUAAUGAAAGAUGGCAUGUUCAAACAAUUGGGACUUACUGUUAGGUUCUUGGACACCCUUUAUUUCAGUGGCUUUUGUCACGACAGUCAAGAUGUUAACGUUGUUGCGACAGUACACGCUAAUUGUUGUCGUAGUAUAAGUGCCAAGUUGGCUGAUCUAACGGCUGUACUUCGUGAUUGGAGAAGAUUUAAGAAUGCGCCUGCGAAUCAGACAUCGACAUCUGGAUGGACUCAGCAUGUGAAUUGCUGGGAUUCUUGGAAAAGUUGAUGGAAUAUUUAGGCCUGACUAAUUUAGAGUCAAUUAUGAUAAAAUUACAAUCUUUCUGGAAAAGUAAUACUAUACGGAAUCAAUCUUUUGUAGUUUUCUUAGUAGUUGCAAAAAUACAUAAGGCAUAUGCUGAUUUUUCUAAAAGACUGGUGAGAUAUUUACACCUUAUGUCAAUACAGGUGCAGUUACAUUAUCGUUUAACCCAUACAUUCUUUUCUUA
Molecule: messenger RNA, 1429 nt
Organism: Lycium ferocissimum
Lineage: Eukaryota; Viridiplantae; Streptophyta; Magnoliopsida; Solanales; Solanaceae
Exons: 3
Coding region: 58-1209 (383 amino acids)
Source: RefSeq, a predicted model, not a curated record